Messenger RNA from Colletotrichum karsti, 1266 nucleotides. RefSeq lists its product as uncharacterized. Lineage: Eukaryota; Fungi; Ascomycota; Sordariomycetes; Glomerellales; Glomerellaceae. The record is from RefSeq and is a predicted model, not a curated record. The transcript is spliced from 8 exons.
CUGGAUCUUCUCGCGUCCUUUUCGACGACACACGACGAGAACACGAUAUCUCGGGACAUGAUGGCUCCCAUGGUGCUUCCCCGGGCAGACCCCGCGGGGCUGCACACGACAGAGCCCCUCGCGGGCACGAUCAUGAGCGUUAUCAUCUGCCUAGUCUCCAUCAGUAUCAUCUCCGGCUUCAUUGCUCAGAGAGGCGCAGCAUUAAAACAGUGGAAGAGGAUGCCAUUCGUGGUGUGGUUGGUGCUAUUUGUCUACCUCGAUUCAUACCUGUUCGUAUUCGUCACCGCGGUUCUGCAGUUCGCCCUCGGCGUGAACACGAACAUCCAGAUUUGCGACGGCGCUAUUUUACUAUGCCUCGUGUGCUACAUUACGACGAAGGUGCUGAUCUACCUGUUUCUGGUCGAAAAAGCACAUAUUAUCCGAGGGACGAAGCCGCGCCUCAAGUCGAAGCUCUACAUCUUCAACUCGUUUGGCAUGCUUGGCGUAUAUGCCGUCAUUGCCAUCUUGAACUUCAUCUUCCGAAUUACACGGAUAGAUGACGGGCAGUGCUACAUCGGAAUGCAGAAGGUCUCGAUGAUCCCUCUCAUCUCCUUUGACGCCGUCGUCAACAUCUACCUUACCAUCCUCUUCCUCAUCCCUCUCAAGAGUCUCUACUCUUUCAAACACUUCCCCAAGACGCCAGCCAACGUGCGCUUGAGGACAGUCGCGCUGCGGACUUUCAUCGGUGCCCUGUGCACGUUGACCAGCAGCAUUGUGAACCUGACCGUAUUAAUGGUCCUUAACGUCCUCUUCUCCGCUGUGGUCGUCCAAUGGGUGACCUCCAAGGAUAACGCUGCCACGCAAGGCUCCUCUGGGGUCUCACAUAGCAACGACCAGAACCCCUUCGGCGGCGACGAGUUCCGUCACGGCCCGGAAGGCCAGUACUCGCCGCACAUCGCUCCGAGCCAGAAGCAUGUGCUGCACGACAUUGGCGAGAUCUCGCUCGACAGCAGCGCCCGCUCUGACUGCGCCAACAGCGACAAGACAUCGAGCGAGGUGGAAAGAAGUCGAAAGGCGUCGUCUGCGGGAUCGAACGGCGGAGUAAUGGUGACGACGACGAUUAGGCGCGAGUCGAAACCGGGGCCGGCUCUCUUCGAGGAGAUGCAAAUCGAGGAUGGGUACACGGCAUCAUCAAACGCGUCUCGUCCGCCGAGCGAGCAGGAGCCGAGAGAGUACGAUGUGUAUGGGAGGAAUUCGCGGACGAAAAUCACGGCCGGCAAGCGUUGA